Messenger RNA from Saprolegnia parasitica CBS 223.65, 1567 nucleotides. Its product is annotated as prolyl-tRNA synthetase. Gene Ontology annotation, biological process: prolyl-tRNA aminoacylation. Gene Ontology annotation, molecular function: proline-tRNA ligase activity; ATP binding. Gene Ontology annotation, cellular component: aminoacyl-tRNA synthetase multienzyme complex; cytoplasm. The transcript has a single exon. The record is from RefSeq and is a predicted model, not a curated record. The coding region runs from base 20 to 1525 and encodes 501 amino acids. NCBI's taxonomy places the organism in Eukaryota, Oomycota, Saprolegniomycetes, Saprolegniales, Saprolegniaceae.
CUCCAAGUCGAAGGAGGGCAUGGUCUGGGCGAAGAAGGAGAACUUUGCCGACUGGUACACGGACGUCAUCACCAAGUCGCAGAUGAUCGACUACUAUGACAUCUCGGGCUGCUACAUCUUGCGCCCGUGGUCGUACGAGAUCUGGGAGCACAUCCAGGCGUACUUGGACGCCAAGUUCAAGUCGAUUGGUGUCAAGAACUGCUACUUCCCCAUGUUUGUCACGAGCGAGAAGCUCAACCGCGAGAAGGACCACUUGGAAGGCUUUGCCCCCGAAGUCGCUUGGGUCACCAAGUCGGGUGACGCCGACCUCAAGGAACCCAUUGCGAUCCGCCCGACGUCCGAGACCAUCAUGUACCCGGCCUUCAAGAGCUGGAUCCGCAGUCACCGCGACCUGCCCGUGCGCCUCAACCAGUGGUGCAACGUUGUCCGCUGGGAGUUUAAGAACCCGACGCCGUUCAUCCGCACGCGCGAGUUCUUGUGGCAGGAAGGCCACACGGCCCACGCGACCAAGGAAGGCGCCGCGAAGGAGGUCAUGCAGAUCCUCGAGUUUUACGCCGGCGCGUACGAGGAGCUCCUCGCCGUGCCCAUGAUCAAGGGCAAGAAGUCGGAGAAGGAAAAGUUUGCCGGCGCCGACUACACGACCACGAUCGAGGGCUUCAUUCCGUCGACGGGCCGCGGUAUCCAGGCUGCGACGUCGCACCACCUCGGCCAGAACUUUGGCAAGAUGUUUGGCAUCUCGGCCGAAGACGACCAGGGCCAGAAGCUCAUUCCGUACCAGAACUCGUGGGGCUUUACGACGCGCUCGAUCGGCGUCAUGAUUAUGAUCCACGGCGACGACAAGGGUCUCGUGCUUCCGCCCCGCGUCGCGCCGCUUCAGGCCGUCAUCAUCCCGAUCCCGGUCACGGACAAGGACGAGACGGACAAGAUCCACGACAAGGGUGACGAAGUCCUCGCGUACCUCCAGGAGGCGGGCAUCCGCGGCGAGGUCGACCACCGCCGCCUGUACACGCCCGGCUGGAAGUACAACCACUGGGAGCUCAAGGGCGUGCCGCUCCGCCUCGAGCUCGGCCCCAAGGACAUCCUCAAGCAGCAGGUCCGCGUCGUGCGUCGUGACACGAACGAGAAGAUUGACAUUGCGUUCACGGACCUCAAGACCAAGCUCCCGGCGCUCCUCGAGACGAUCCAGAAGGAGAUGCUCGAGCGUGCGCGCAAGGAGCGCGACAACUGCAUCCGCAUCGUGACGCAGUGGUCGGACUUUGUCAAGACCAUUGCCGACGGCUGCAUGGUGCUCACGCCCUUCUGCAACGAAAUCGAGUGGGAGGAGGUGGUCAAGACGCGCAGCCGCGAAGAGUCGCUCGCGAUCCUCGGCGAGGACGGUGAGGCCGACAACACGGCGACGAGCGUCGCGGCCAAGAGUCUUUGCAUGCCGUUUGAGAACAACGAGAUGCCGAUGGAGCCCGGCACCAAGUGCUUCGUCUCGGGCAAGGACGCCAAGUGCUGGAUCUUGUGGGGCCGCAGUUAUUAAGCCCCUUUGCAACACGACUGUGCUGCUUUGUUUUGUACACGA